AUGGAUACCUAUUUCGAGCGCCUCUUCACCUUCCACACCACGGGCUCAGAGUCUGGCGACGGCGAGGGCAUGAAGUGGCCCAUCAACACCCUCCGCCCCGAGGACAUGGCUGGAGCAGGUUUCUACUACACCGGUAUCGAAACCAAGACAUCUGACAGCGUUACCUGCUUCUCGUGCCAGAUGCAGGCGUGGAAGUGGAAAAGGAAGGACAACCCUUUCACCGAGCACUCGACAGGCUCGCCCAAGUGCGAGUACGUCACCACCCAGCAGUUCGACGACCGCCACAACCUUUUCCUCAUGGAGAAGGAGGGCAAGAAGGCCUCCAAGCAGAGCAGCCCUGACACCCUGGACGGGCCUGCCACUCCCCCCGAGACGCCCACCAAGCCCAAGACUAUCAGGAGACCCAAACGCAAGAUGGCUAUGUCGCCCAUCGUCACUAUCUAUGACAGCGCUCCUGCCGACAACCAGGCACAGAAUGCAGUUCACCAUGACACCGGCAGGCAGCCCGUUGAGAUUGCCAUCACCGCGGGUAACACCAAGUUCACCAUCCAGGUGACCGAUGUCAGCCCCAGAGGCAACAAGCGUCUUCGGGUCGAUUAG
This is a messenger RNA of Colletotrichum siamense, 600 nucleotides long. RefSeq names its product Baculoviral IAP repeat-containing protein 3 (gene BIRC3). Bases 1 to 600 code for a protein of 199 amino acids. The record is from RefSeq and is a predicted model, not a curated record. NCBI's taxonomy places the organism in Eukaryota, Fungi, Ascomycota, Sordariomycetes, Glomerellales, Glomerellaceae. The transcript has 2 exons.